AUGCUGAGGAAGUGUCUUCACCCUACAGAGGAGUUAGUGGCUAGGAUUCCAGAGGAUCUUCAGCCAGAUUUGACAGUGCCGGCAGUGCCUGUGAGGAUUUUAGAGAGGAGGGAAAAGGUUCUGAGGAACAAGAGGAUUCCCUUACUGAGGAUUUUGUGGGAUUGCAGUGGUUCUACAGAGGAGACUUGGGAGCCAGAGGCAAAGAUGAAGUUGAAGUUCAGGAAGUGGUUCGACAAGCAGGUCGAGGAGAUUGCGAUCCUGAAUAACUCAUCAUGUUUUUGGAGACUUCGUUCUCUGGCAGACUCUCUGGGUGCAAGUAGGCCUCAGUUGAGUGUAGCUUAUCUGGGUGCAAGUAGGCCUCAGUAUAAGCAGUUUGUUCAUCUGGGUGCAAGUGGGCCUCAGUAUGGACGUUUCGGGAGUGAAAAUUUCUUGGAACGUGCUUAUGACAUAGGAUUUGACAUAUGUCUCGGGGAUCAGGUGAGGAUCUCCAGUGUUGCGGCCUUGCGAGGUCGGGUUUUUGUGGUCUUUGUGACGUUUGUUUGGGAUUCGAGGACGAAUCCAGUUUAG
Microthlaspi erraticum is the source of this 567-nucleotide messenger RNA. NCBI's taxonomy places the organism in Eukaryota, Viridiplantae, Streptophyta, Magnoliopsida, Brassicales, Brassicaceae. The record is from the annotation of a GenBank genome assembly.